UUCAGUUUCAAAAGGUGAAGAGAAGCUGGAAAUUAGGAAGGAGGAAGCGUUUCCUGCUGCAGGUCUGAGAAAGGGCAGGCUGGCAUGGAGAAAGAGAAGUUCCAGCAGAAGGCUCUGAAGCAAACUAAGCAGAAGAAAUCCAAGUCGGCUGAAUUUCUGAUGGUGAAAGAAGAGAGGGCAGCGACAGGAGGCAUUGAAAAUCCAGCUUUUAACAUCAGCAGCACAGAUCUUUCAGCAUAUCAGCCUUCAGAAGAGAAAGUUAUUAAACAUGACAAGCCAGCUAGCACCCUUGCAGCUCACCAACAAAAACUCAGGCUGCAAGCCCAUGCUGAACCAAGAGGAAAUGAAUACAGCAGAAAUUACUUUGACCCAUUGAUGGAUGAGGAAAUAAACCCAAGGCAGUGUGGGAUGGAGGUCAGUGGAGAAGAUUCUAUGAUAUCUGCUGAGCAAAUCCUGUACAGUCAACUGAUGAAGAUUCUAGAUGAAGAAGACAAGAUGCUGAACUUCCAAGCCCAUCUUGCCAGGGAGGAUUUUCCAGACCCCGUGAUGCCUGUCAGCUCCAGUCAGGCACGUGACCUUCACAGGGAGCUGGAAGAUGAAGAGAUUCCUUCAUAUAUCGAACAGUUUGAGAGAGAUGUUCAAGAUGACAUAAUUCUGCUUGGCAGCUUUUCACUGGAACAGCACCACAAGGAAGACUCCCACCACACAAAACAGAAGCUGCAAGCCAGGAUUCGUGAACUCCUUCAAAGUUCUUCUUCCAUCUCUAAGUGCUGCAGAGUGGGAAGUCAGCUGUUGAAAGCAGACGAGAAUGGAUGUGGAGAAGACAUGAGAGCCAGCUUUGGUAGCUUUGCAAGUGUGAAGACUGGAUUAAAUGGAACAGCUUGUGGGAAGGUUGACUGCUCCAAGACACUGCAGCCGAUAGAAAUCCAUGUCAAGUGCCUAAGGGGAGUCAAAGAUAAGGUUCCUAAAGGCCACUACACCCUCAAAGUUUCUGUUCUCAGUCGCUUAGGUGGUGGCUUACUGGAGCAGCCCCAGCUGGAGGAGCAGCCUCAGGCCAGGACAACGCUGCCCGUUAGUCACGAUGGAAACUUCUACAACGUUGAAAUCUACUUUGGACAAAGCAUCCAGACAGUUCUACCGCCUAAAAAAGCUGUGAAGCCAGGCAUGGUCCUCCUCUUUGAACUCUUCCUUCUUCGUGGGAGCUGCACUUGGAUUGAUCGAGAAGUGGGCUGGGGAGCUUUUCCCUUGUGUGACAGUAAUUGCAAUGCUUUGGAGGGAAAAUUUAAAUGCCCCUUCCUCAGAGGCCACUACGACCCCAAAGUUGACCGAUUCAAAAAAAUACAGAGUUUUAUUUCUCAAGACUUGGAUCAUUGGUUAUGCAACCUGUACUUUCAGAUAAUUAAACUACCCCUGGAUUCAGAUGAGCAAAAUCCAUGUGAUGGGCACCUUCGUUUCCCACCUGAACUUCCCAGGCAUUCAAGAGCUGCUGAAAACAAGGGUCUCUCAGAGAAGAUCAAACAGUCUGAACCACAAGUUGAUGGAUUCAAACUUUCAGAAGAUGAUUUUUACUGUGAUUACAAUGACACUGCAGAUGAGCACUACAACCAGCAUCAGCUGAAGGAAAGCCAAGGACAACAAGACAAGAAGCCUCCUACCACCAGAUACUUAUACUACCCUUAUUCACAGUAUCUUGGCCAAGAACAUAAUGAGUUUGGGAACAAAUUACAUGUCAUCAGUACAAAUUACUUGUCAUCAGUACAAAUUACAAUGAAAUCACAUCUGCAUUAUGAUAACACUUUCUGGAUCAACAUGUCUGCAGUGAAUUAUGACUACAAACAUGAAUAUUCAAAUUAA
Dryobates pubescens (Downy woodpecker) is the source of this 1854-nucleotide messenger RNA. RefSeq lists its product as uncharacterized. NCBI's taxonomy places the organism in Eukaryota, Metazoa, Chordata, Aves, Piciformes, Picidae. The record is from RefSeq and is a predicted model, not a curated record. Bases 85 to 1854 code for a protein of 589 amino acids. Gene Ontology annotation, cellular component: perinuclear region of cytoplasm. The transcript has 15 exons.